AUGUUCCGCAUUUUACGCUCAAAGGCUGCAUAUAGAAUUGACCAAUGGUGCAUCUCCAACUCGAGUCCACGCCAAAACUCAAAUGCCUCGUGGCCGACAACAUUAUUUCAGAGUCUGCUCUUGAAUAUCAUUCUUUGUCUUUUCAUUGCAAGAGAGAAUGCUAGUACAGAUUUGAGUAUGCGAUGCCGAUUACCAGACGACAAAUACGGCCUUAUGGCUGCGCUUAUUCAAAGCUGUCGAAGAUGGGGUAUUUUCUACUACCCUAACAUGCUUCUGCAACACGAUGCCGAUGCACCACUCGCGCUUGUAUAUGAGCCGCUCUAUAAGGUGUGUCGAUUGUCCACUCCCACUUCCUUUAAUUUGAGCGGAGAAUGUUCCAAUGGCGGCAGAAACGAUCUUUUGACCCUGACCGACUUGUCCUUUUGCAUAACAGACAGUGAUGAGCUGUGGAAUGCUCCAUUGGGCGGUGAGUCCGAGGUCAUAAACAAGUCUGAUUCAUCCGCGGUCGAACGGAAUAAUGGAGAUGCGAAAAACUGA
Messenger RNA from Penicillium argentinense, 537 nucleotides. RefSeq lists its product as uncharacterized. The transcript is spliced from 4 exons. Lineage: Eukaryota; Fungi; Ascomycota; Eurotiomycetes; Eurotiales; Aspergillaceae. The coding region runs from base 1 to 537 and encodes 178 amino acids. The record is from RefSeq and is a predicted model, not a curated record.